AUGUGUUUGAGACAUCAAAAAUCAAACGUAUUUCCUCAACUUCUUCAUCUUCCUGAAUAUCCGGAAACAGAUCCCUGUUCCCCUCUUGAGUCCUAUGUUGCUUAUCUUCCACUGGUUAACCACUGGUGGGAAAAAAGGUCCGCAGCCUUUAGUACUGACCUCCUCCGCCUGGAACUCUUCUUGCUUUUUGCUUCGAAAAUUUCCUUCUUUGGUCCUUCCCCCAGGCCGGACCUCAAGACCCCCGGAAUCCCCCAGUUAUGCGGGGCGUUCCCGGUAGGCCCAUGGAUCCAGCGACACAUCCUUCAAGAGCCCGGGAGUGGGGGUGGGGGGCGGGGCGGGGAACAGCAAGGCCAAGAACAACGCCCGAGAAGAUCCGUCCAUUUGAUCGCAAUUCAAAACUAUUGCGCCAAUAUCUUAGGAGGCAGAGGUUCCAAAGCUCUUGCCAUGAUCAUCAUCUUCAAAAAUAUCGUUGACAAAUAA
Messenger RNA from Histoplasma capsulatum G186AR, 480 nucleotides. RefSeq lists its product as uncharacterized. The record is from RefSeq and is a predicted model, not a curated record. Bases 1 to 480 code for a protein of 159 amino acids. NCBI's taxonomy places the organism in Eukaryota, Fungi, Ascomycota, Eurotiomycetes, Onygenales, Ajellomycetaceae. The transcript is spliced from 3 exons.